Molecule: messenger RNA, 1536 nt
Organism: Emiliania huxleyi CCMP1516
Lineage: Eukaryota; Haptophyta; Isochrysidales; Noelaerhabdaceae
Exons: 15
Coding region: 1-1536 (511 amino acids)
Source: RefSeq, a predicted model, not a curated record
AUGGGCGGCGAGGAGCUGCCACCCUUCAAGGCGGCGCACAAAGGCCAGUCCCUCCUGCGCUGCCUCGGCGGCCGCCGCUCUAUCCCUCGCUUCGCGGCCAACGUCGCCGCUAUCUGCUGCCUCAUCGUGAUUGUGGGCGAGCCUCACCCUCUCUCCCUGUCGCCCACCACCGCGCGCGCUCCGGGCAAAAACUACUUCUUCUGGCAGGAGCCAGACGUGCUCUACCCGCCGCCGCCGCAGCCGGUCGCACUGUCGCCGCCGCCUCCGACGCGCGAGGCUGUUGCCCGAGCACUCGGCGAGCAGCGUCGCGUUUGUGCGGCACGCGGCGGAGCAAGGCAGCACCGGCACGCGGCGGAGCACGGCUGCACGGGCAACCUGUACCGGUCGGAGAAGGACUUUCUGGUGCAGGGUCGGAUCGACUGCGGCGGGGGCACGCCGGGCAAGCCUCCAGCGCCAAAGGUGGAGAAGGGAGGCUGUCCCGACGGCGUGCCUCCGCCCACCGACCGAAAGCGGUGCCCUUCGCACGACCCGAAGUGCGGCUGCCACGGCCCUCUGAUGGGCAAGGGGAUGGUGGGGUGGGCGGGCGGCAGCGCUGGGCCGGACUUUUUUGUGUACAGCGCCCACAUGGACCCCGCAAGGUGCGCCGUCGGUGGGUGCGUGGCGACGCACUGGUCGCACGACCACACUGUCUGGGCUGAGGUCGCGGACGACGAGACGUGGGCUGCCAUCGGCAAGCUGUACGCGCUGCCCGUGCGGAAGGGCGGGAUGACCUUCUUUGCGAAGGAGGUCCCGAUCUCCGUGGGACGCACUCAGCGCCUAAGAGGGGCCACCAACCACACCCGCGAGAGCAUCCGCAUCGGCGUGCACAAGGAUCUCAUCAGCCUCGACGUGGUGGGGCGCUGCAGUUGGGUCUUGGGUCUCGGCAAUGGAAGGCUGCUCCGCUAUUGCCGCGACGCCAACGGAGCGGUCGUCCUCCCUAACCCAUCACUGCCGCCGGGCUUCCCGGAUGGCCAACUCACGCAGGUGAUGAAGGACGAGGCCGGGCAGCCCACCGACCUGAGGGACCGCGCGACCGGCGCGGUGAUCGAGGUGCUCGUCGACCACGACGCCGGCGGAAGGUCGACGGCGGCUGCGAUUAGCCGCCGGUACAUUCCGAUGCUCACCCUCGUCCUCAUCAUAACCAGCGCGCUGUCGUACACGACCGCGGCGGCGGCGCCCAAGCGCGAGCUCGACUUCGCCCAGAUGGAAAAGUCAGACACCUUUUCCGUGAAGCUUGACACCUCGUACACCUAUAUGCCCCCACCCGUCAGGGAAUAUGACAACGGCGGCUUCGAUGGCAACGGAAAGGGAGAGUUUUGCGCCAGCACGUGGCCGCGUUCCGACGUCUUCAACUGCCGCUGCCUUUGCAUCGUCGGCAAAGACCUCGCCCCCCCCGCUUCUCGGGACAAUUACUGCUACUCUUCUGAGGAGAUGUGCAAGAGCAAGGAGCAGAAUGAGGAUUUCCACUACUGCGAUCCUGACCGGCAGUCCCCAUGA